AGGCAACACCGCAGCCUCUGAAGUUUGAAUCCGUCCGCUCGAGUUUCUGCCGUCAGAACCGGGACUUUUCUGAAUGUACGGUUCAGUUUAGGAAGACUGGACUAUUUUAAUUUAUAUUUUCAGAACCAGAGGUUCGGUUCGUCGCUGUAGAAGCGGUUUCGGUUGAUUAAUUUGAUAAAAGUUUGAGAAACACCGGAAGCGGAGAUAAAAACAAAAAACGGAUGUGUGACAACGACACAUGAGGACUGACUGCAGCUGCUCGGUUCGGACCGUCGAACCCGCCGCUGCUGGACCCGAAUUGUGAGCCUGUUAGACGGAUUAAACCCAACAGAACCGAACCAAAUGGGGACUCAGGGAACCGGACGGAAGAGAUCCACCAAGAAGGAGCGGACCACGGCGGAGGAGGACGCCCUGAACCUGAUAGCCAGAGAGGCCGAGGCCAGGCUAGCAGCGAAGAGGGCGGCCCGAGCAGAGGCCCGGGAGAUCCGGAUGAAGGAGCUGGAGCGGCAGCAGAAAGAGAUCUUUCAGGUGCAGAAGAAAUAUUACGGCCUGAACACCAAGUUAGACGAACGAUCUGACGGCAAAUGGGGAGAUAUUGAGCAGUGGAUGGAAGACAGUGAGAAGUACUCACGGCCUUCACGGAUCCAAACGCUGUCGGACGAAGAUGAGCGGAUGUCGGUGGGAAGCCGCGGCAGCGUCAGGGUGGAGGACAAAGAUUAUCUUGAGAAGGGAUCUCGAGCAGCUUCCGCCCUCACAGCAACCACCCUCACGUCUUUAGGAGGGACGUCCUCCCGGAGAGGGAGCAGAGACACCGCUUUGACUGUGGAUGCCGAGAGCGCCAUACGAGAGAUUAAGGAGAUUCAUGAACUGAAGGAUCAGAUUCAGGAUGUGGAAACCAAGUACAUGCAAAACCUGAAAGAAGCCAAGGAUGCGUUGGCAGAGGUGGAGGAGAAGUACCGUAAGGCCAUGGUGUCCAACGCUCAGCUGGACAACGAGAAGAACAACCUGAUGUACCAGGUGGACACGCUCAAAGACUCGCUGAUGGAGCUGGAGGAGCUGCUGUCCGAGUCGCGUCGGGAAUAUGAAGACAAAGUCAGGGAGUUUGAGCGGGAGAAACACGCCCACGGCGUUCUGCAGUUCCAGUUCAACGAAGUGAAGGAGACGCUGAAGCAAAGUGAAGAACUCCUGAACGAGAUCCGUCAGCUGCGUCUGAAACAGGACGCUUUCGUUAGGGAAAUCUCCGACCUGCAGGAGACGGUGGAGUGGAAGGAUAAAAAGAUUGGGGCGUUAGAGCGACAGAAAGAAUACACAGACGCCGUCCGAGUGGAGCGGGACGAGCUGAGGGAGGAGGUGGUGAAGCUGAAAGAUGUUCUGAAGAAACAUGGAAUCAUCCUUGGACCCGACCUGAGCGUCAACGGGGACGCCGGUGAAGCAGAAGUGGACGAGACCCCCGGAGUGGAACCCGAGUCCCGCUCGGCUCCGGACCCGCAGACGUCUCAGCCAGAAGGGAACGGCAUGCUGGAGAUUCGCCUGAGAAAACUGGUGGACGAGCGCGAAAAAAUGAUAGAGCAGGUAAAGAAACUGAAGGCCCAGCUGGAACAGAAGGCCCAAAAGAACGGCUCAGACUGCGGUUCUAGUCCAGACGGUGAAAUUAUUGAAAACGGAAACGAUCCAAACAUCAUGGAUUUUCAACGAGACUCCAACAGGCACGUGAACGACCUGAAGUUCAAACUGGCCAAGGCGGAACAGGAAGCCACGGCUUUAGAGCAGAACGUGACCCGGCUCGAAGGUCAGGUGACGCGUUACAAAUCUGCAGCAGAGAACGCAGAGAAAGUGGAGGACGAGCUGAAGGCAGAGAAACGCAAGCUGCAGAGAGAGCUGCGAUCGGCGUUGGAUAAGGUCGAGGAGCUCGAGUCGAGUAACAGCCACUUGUGUAAGAGAAUGGAGAAGAUGAAGACCAGCCGUGGUGCAGCUCAGACUCCAUGAGAACCACCGAGCUCCCACUUCAGCUUCUGCUCAUUCAAAAUCGGACAACCACCGGGAAAAGAACCGUCUUUUGGGUUCUCCUUCACCUGCCUGAUUGAAACUUCAGCCUAGUUUUCACCGAGUAGAGGACUUUAUCAAGCAAUGUGCCAUUUUUUGGGUCGUUUUCUCGUCGGAUGGGAGUUCUUCGUGAAGAGAACAUUGAAUGUCUACGUCCUUCCAACAUGGCUGCUCUGUUUUCUGCUGCUUUCCUCCAACGUGGAAGAAUUCAAAACGGAGGCCCGGGAACGUUUGCAUUUUCCCCGUCGAACGUUUCUCCCGUUUGCACCUAAAGCCAAUCUUUUUCUAGCAUCCUGAACUACCCGGUGUUUUAGGAUGAGCAACUCUCUCAGCACUCCCAUCUUCCUGUCACGUAGCCAGCAGCUGACUGAACGUCAAGACUUAAAAUAAAA
Messenger RNA from Nematolebias whitei (Rio pearlfish), 2435 nucleotides. It is a transcript of the gene lrrfip1a, whose product is annotated as leucine rich repeat (in FLII) interacting protein 1a. Gene Ontology annotation, biological process: regulation of transcription by RNA polymerase II. The transcript has 19 exons. The record is from RefSeq and is a predicted model, not a curated record. Gene Ontology annotation, molecular function: DNA-binding transcription factor activity, RNA polymerase II-specific; RNA polymerase II cis-regulatory region sequence-specific DNA binding. Bases 343 to 1986 code for a protein of 547 amino acids. Lineage: Eukaryota; Metazoa; Chordata; Actinopteri; Cyprinodontiformes; Rivulidae.